Molecule: messenger RNA, 866 nt
Organism: Rubroshorea leprosula
Lineage: Eukaryota; Viridiplantae; Streptophyta; Magnoliopsida; Malvales; Dipterocarpaceae
Source: the annotation of a GenBank genome assembly
GCCUUGGUUGCCAGAGGAAUUACAUGAUGAGCUCCUGAGGAUUUGGGAAAAGAUUGGGCAGCCUUUGUGCAUUGAUGAUAGCUCACCUCUCUUCCAAGGGGUACGCUAGGUUAUUUGUGCAGGCUGAUGUUUAUGAACCACUGGUCUCAGAAGUCCAGGUUGAUCAUCAUUCCCUGUCUGUUGAGUACGAGCACCUUGAUGAAAUCUGUUUUGAAUGUGGUAAGUUUGAGCAUAAUGCUAAGAAUUGCAGUGCUGGACUACUGGGUUGGAAGCCUCCUCCCAUGGCGGCCUUGAAGUUGAAUAUUGAUGGGUCGGUGCUACCAUCAUUAUUAUCAAAGUGGACAGAGCUGAAGAGUGCAGGAAGGCUUAUUGGAGAUCACUUGGGGAAAUGGGUUACUGGGUUUGGAGUGAAUUUUGGUACAACUAGUGCUAUAAAUGGAGGUGUUGACGUUGCUAUACUUCAGGGCCUGCGGGAGGGUUUGCAACUAGCACAUUCCUCAGAGAUGGAGCUGGAUUCAGCUAGAGUGGUGAAGGCUGUGAACGAAGGAGUUGUUGACCGUGAUCCUGAUGGUGAUUUAUUUAGGGAGUGUCAGCAUCUUUUAGAGGAAAACUGGAGUGUUAGCUUUGUGCUUAAAAGAGCAAAUGCUUGUGCAGAUUUUUAGGCUAACUUGGGUCAUUCUUCUGCAGAGGGUACUUCUGUUUUGAUGCAGCCUCCAGAGGGUAUUCUUUAGUAUAUCACUUAGGGGAUGGCUAGAGUAAAUAACCUUUAUAGUUUCUGUUAUGGUCUAGUCUUUGUUCAGUAUAUAUUUGUUAUGGUACAGUCUCUAUCUCAUGCUAUUAUAUUCUAAUAUAUAUAUCAAGAGUUC